GCGAGGAAAACUACACUUUCUGACUUCRCUGCUCGGUCGUCUUUGUGUUUGCCUGUAAGCUCUUCAAACAAACCCUCAGAGCAGUUUAUCACAGCCGAGGAUAGUUUGGUGCUCGCUCGGUGCUCCUCCACAAUGGAGCGGCUGUAGCUGYUACGGUACAGCGGCGGCGGGUCGCUGCGUGGCGGUUUCCGGUGUCCGUCCGUCUGCUAGAGGAUGGCGUCCAGUGCGCGCCGCAUCCCCUCCACCCCCGGUCCUCUGAGUCCUGAAAACAGCCUCGGUUGUCAAGCCCAGGACCGAAGCGGCAGCGGAAAGCGUCCGUGAUAUUUCCGAGUUUUCUCCAUAAUCUGACAGGACCUGUGUGAACACAGUUCCAACACUUCGCUCCCCUUCAGAGAAUUGGUUACUAUUUCUGCAUCUCCAUCCYUCCUCCCGUCAGAUUUGGGACUGAAAUCCUCUCUUUCUGAACACUGAGCUACCUACAUCCAAAAGGUAAUGAUGACGGAGGCAUGGCAGCAGCAGCAGCAACAUGCAGUGGCCCCACCUGCUGUUGUGCACACGCUCCCCCAAGCCACGGACAGCCCUCUGAGCUGCACAGUGUACGGCGUUGUCCUGCAGCCGGACGCCUCCCUGCAGCAGCCCCAGCUCACCCAGCAGCACGCUGUUCAAGCUCAGCAGCCCUCCUUGCAGGUAGGGGGCGAUAGAGGACACAAAUGUGGCGUCUGUGGCCUGGACCUGUCUCAUCUGGCCAACCCUCAUGAGCACCAGUGCAUGGUGACACAAGACCGUUCGUUCCAGUGCACGCAGUGCAUGAAGAUCUUCAGCCAGGCCACGGACCUGCUGGAGCAUCAGUGUGUUCAGGUGGAGCAGAAGCCUUUCGUGUGCGCCGUUUGUAAAAUGGGCUUCUCGCUGCUCACCUCCCUGGCCCAGCAUCACAACUCGCACGGAAACAAUCCAAUGAAGUGCUCCAUCUGUGAGAAAACCUACAGGCCGGGCUCUGGGAACGUCACCCCGACGUCAUCCUCUAACCCCCAGCAACCCUCCACCGGGGAGACGUCUGGAGGCGGCGCAGCGAUCAGUGCCUCGUCUCCUCCUGCGUUCGAGGCUUCUUCGCCAGAUCGGCCGUACAAGUGCUCCGUGUGCCACAAGUCCUUCCGGCACUUGUCCGAGCUGACGCGCCACGAGAGAAUACACACGGGUGAAAAGCCGUACAAGUGCGACACGUGCGACAAGAGCUUCAGCCAGUCCUCGCACCUGGCGCACCACCAGCGCACGCACAGCUCGGAGCGGCCGUACAAGUGCGCCGUGUGCGAGAAGAGCUUCAAGCACCGCUCGCACCUGGUGCGGCACAUGUACGCUCAUUCGGGCGAGCACCUGUUCAAGUGCAAUUUGUGCGAGAUGCACUUUAAAGAGUCGUCCGAGCUGCUGCACCACCAGUGCCAGCCUGAAGGGGAGAGACCUUUCCGCUGCGAAUCGUGCGGGAAGAGCUUCAAGCGGCCCUCCGAUCUACGGCAGCACGAGCGCACGCACUCCGAGGAGCGUCCGUUUCAGUGUGAGGAGUGCCAGAUGAGCUUCAAGCAGCAGUACGCGCUGGUGCGCCACCGCCGCACUCAUAAAAACCCCGCYGACCGGCCUUUUAAGUGUAACCUCUGCGAUAAGGGCUUCCUGCAGCCGUCUCAUCUGCUCUACCACCAGCAAGUUCACGGCAUGGAGAGUCUGUUUAAGUGUGCGUCCUGCCAGAAGUCUUUCAGCCAAUCGGGGGAGCUGCUGCGGCACAAAUGCGGUGGAGAGGUGGAGAAACCCUACAAGUGYGACGUGUGCGGCAAGGGCUACAAAAAGAAUUCCACGCUGCAGCGCCACCAGAGCACCCACUGCGCCGAGAAGCCGCUGAAGUGCUCCCUGUGCGACAAGCGCUUCGUGUCGUCCUCCGAGUUCGUCCAGCACCGCUGCGACCCGGCCMGGGAGAAGCCGCUCAAGUGCCCCGACUGCGAGAAGCGCUUCAGGUACUCGUCGGAGCUACAGCGCCACCGCCGGGUGCACACCGGCGAGAAGCCCUUCAAGUGCGCCAGCUGCGAGAAGAGCUUCAAGCAGCGGGAGCACCUGGCCAAGCACCAGAGCGUGCACUCGCGGGAGACGCAGUUUAAGUGCGUGUGGUGCGGCGAGCGCUUUGUGGACCUCACGGCCCUGCAGGAGCACACGGUCCAGCACACGGCUGAGGGCGAGAACUUCUCCGAAGCUCCCUGCAUCCAAUGAACUGAGCUGCUGCUCAGCACAGAGCAUCAAGGACUCUGAAGGAACCCCGUGCCAGCCUCUGCUCAGCCAGUUCAGUUACCAACACCUUCCUAUUUAUUAUGAGUCUCAUCAGUCGUAUCUCACUGGGCUGCAUUCAGGGGAGACCAGUUGGUGACUUCAGAUUGCAAGAAAACAGGAUAAGUUUUGAAAAACCACUGCUUUUUCUGUGUGCACGCCAUACCAAACUGUAUUUAAGCUGCACACUGUACUUGCUCACCCACACCAUAUCCAUCUGGGCCCACUUUGUACCCACCGUGGCAGCACGUUGAGGAUUUAAUUUCCCGCAGUACGCGUUUGAAAUCAGGAUGGUCUCAGAUCAGUUUGUUACAAAGUAUUUCUUCUUUUUUAAACUGGACAGGUUUUCUGUCAAAGGAAACUCAUGUUCAAGCAUGCACUCACACUGUCUGAGCCGCUGGCAGCAGAAUCACACAGGCCUGUGCACUUAUUGAUUUUGCUCCAAACGAUCACAAAAACAGGAUAAUCAACAACAACAAAAAAGAUUAGCAAAAAUGUUUUGACAUUUCUGCUUUUCAAGUGUGCUGAAGCCUUUGCCUCCUUUGAGCUGCUGAAGCAUCGUGUUAUCAUUUUCAGCAGCAAGUUAAAUAAGACAAGACUAGAAAACAAUGAUUUUACUCUAUAUUUCCUGUAAUACUUAUGAACUAGAGGGACUUAUAGGAUUUAAAGUGAAGCAGAUUUAUUUAACUAACAGGUGUAUUUAUUUUAUUUUUGACAAAGUAAGUUUUUCCGUUCKUAAAGGACUUACAAAUAGAUUUAUAAACAUUUUUUACUUUUAUCACUGAAUGUUCAUUUGAACUGAUUUACUGUUUGCUCUGUUGAAAUUUAUCCGUUAUGACAUUUAGGAUAUUUUGCCAUUAUGUUGACAUAUUUGAGGUAAAAAUAUGUAGUUGUAAACGUGAUAUUUAAAAAUGAAUAAUUUGGGUGGGAACAAACUGCCUUACAAUGCUGAAAGUGCACAGUAUUUCGGAUUUUAUUUAUUUGUGUUUAUUGUUUUACAACUAGCCWACAUUUAAAGAAAUAAAUGUUUUUAAGAGCAAAGUUUACCUUCAAAGCAGUUUGCUUUAAGUGCCAAAAAUAUGAAACAUUUUCCAAUUCUAAAGUGUAAUUGUUUUCAAUGAUCAUGAUUGCAAUAUUAACCAAAAUAUUAGUGAGUUUUCAUAUUUGAGCAGUAGAAAUGGAGAGAAAAAAAGCAUUUGAGAUGARUUUCAGAUGCGUUUGAUUCUCUGACAACAACAUCAAAGACUUGGAUACUGGUUUUAGAAACCUGCAGUGAGACUGGACAUGUGAGAGUAAAUUGGAUCAUUUUUUUUAACGUGUAAAAUUCAAACGACAGCCUGUGAUCCAUGAAUCGCCACUUGCAAAYGUUGAUCUCCAGCUCGUCACCAAGCAUUGCAGCCCAGUGAGACUCCAGCAUGAGGCUCAGUCCACCCCCCCUCAUUGAGUUGAAGGCACAGAGGAAUUAGAUUCCUGUUCAUUUAAGAAAAACUGACCUGAAAGAAGAACCGGUGGGAGGUGUGGGUUGUGGGAAAGUUUUUGUUCAGAGUGUGGGACCUUUAGUUUGUGAUUGCAUGUGGUUGUUUCGUGACCGUUGAUCAUGUUGAGGAAGAUCACUAGAACGUCCAGUCAUCCCAUUUUUGUGUCCUUGUGUUGGCUCCGCAUCAGUCCAUGUGCCUUUUUUUGUUUUUGUGCUUUUAUCCCUCCCCCACACCCCCUUUUUUGUUUUACCUUUUCAUUUCACCGGUCACAUAUUUCAUGUUUUUAAAUUGAAGUUCAUGUGUAGUSAAGCUGAUAGACACCUCCUGUCCACUCCAUCCAGCAGCUGGCUUUGUGCUACAGUAUCUCCUCACGUAUUAGCUCUUGGUAGUAUCAUCUGUUUGUGCAUGAAUAUUUAUAUCACCCUAAUAUCACUGUUGUAUUAUAGGAUUUGGUUUAUUUAGGAAAACAUCCUAAGAGGAAGAAGAAAAAAAAAACAUUCAAGUGGAUUUGUGAAAAUGUAUAGCCAGUGUCCGAUGAAAUGUGUGUUGUUGCAUCUUUGUAUUAAAACAAAUGAUAUCUAUCAUGUCAUACAAACACUUGACUUGUGCAAUAGAACAUGCACAGUGUAAUAUUUAUGACUACUGAUUUAUGGAAUAGUCUACUCUGUUAUAUUAUAGACUGUGUGUAUACGCUCUGAACUGUAAAGUGCUUAUGUUACCCACUUUUCUAUUCACUCUGAAUGAGCUCGCUUUAUUUCACAAGCAGCUUCCUUUCAUUUCCAGGAUUAUCACAAGCUUUGACAUGACACAACUCUAAAGCAUUAUGUUGCUCCAUUGCCACAGAGCUAGUUGCAUUAGUUAUAGAUGUUUAAAAAUAUAUUUGUUUCGUUUUUGUUUUUUAAAUAAAAAUACAUUUUUGCCUUGUAUUGUUUUCACAAGAUUUUAGCCGCCUCCUGGUCCAAACCAGACCUGAAUAAUCUAAUUAGCCUCAAAGUUGCCACUUAUGUGUUAGUUUAUACCAGAGGUAAAGACAAAAAAAGAAAGAAAGAAAUGUGUGUACUUUAGUUUACUGUGUGAAUUUUUAUAUUCUGUACAAUCUUUGCAGUAUAUUUAAAAGAAAGUUUUUGGACUGUUGCAGGGUGGGCUCUGAUUGGAUGGGGUGGGGUUGGGGCUGUGUGUGUGUGUGCCACAGUUUAAAUCCUGGUGAGUCUGCUUCAGACAGCUCCUGUCGGAGUGGGAGGAAUGUGAGUGUAUUGAAGCUAAUGAAUAUCAUUAUAGACUCCUGUUCAUACUGUAUAAUAAAAUAAACCUUACAAUAAGAACA
Messenger RNA from Austrofundulus limnaeus, 5106 nucleotides. RefSeq names its product zinc finger protein 319. Gene Ontology annotation, biological process: regulation of transcription by RNA polymerase II. Bases 493 to 2250 code for a protein of 585 amino acids. Gene Ontology annotation, molecular function: DNA-binding transcription activator activity, RNA polymerase II-specific; RNA polymerase II cis-regulatory region sequence-specific DNA binding. The transcript has 2 exons. Gene Ontology annotation, cellular component: nucleus. NCBI's taxonomy places the organism in Eukaryota, Metazoa, Chordata, Actinopteri, Cyprinodontiformes, Rivulidae. The record is from RefSeq and is a predicted model, not a curated record.